CUUAUCUAGUUAACUCAUAAACUCUUAUGCAAAGUAACGAAAAUGGCUUCUUCUGCGGAUGCUUCUCUAGAGGGUGGCCUUUCGUCUAUGAGAUUGGCGGCCGAUAAGUACCGAUCGAUCUUGAAUGAUGAAAAAACUGGGAAUACACGGUGGAGAUACGGUGGUCCUCCGAUAUUUGACACUGUGAACAAGCUCUUCGAAGCAGAAAGAACUCAUAGAGAGACGAGCUUAACUGUCUCUACAUCAAAAGUUAAUAUGGCUACUAGGGAAGAGAGAGAUAAGUAUAGAUCUGUCCUUAACGAUGUAGGAGAUGUCCAAUGGAGGUAUGGUCACCCUCCAGCUUUUGACCUUGUGAACCAGCUCUUUGAAGAAGGCCAGACCAAGGUAUGGCCAGAAGGAUCCUUGGAAGAGACGGUUCAAAACGCAAUCAAGUCAUGGGAGAUGGAGCUCUCACACAAGAUCCGUUUACAAGACUUCAAGACUAUAAACCCUGAUAAGUUUAAGCUCUUUGUCAAUGGGAGAGAAGGAUUAUCAGCUGAAGAAACGCUUAGGCUUGGGAGCUACAAUGCUUUGCUCAAGACCUCUUUACCUGGAGAGUUUCAGUACUAUAAACCAGAAGAAGAGAGCUUCGAGUCAUCACAUGAUGCCUUUAGAUCUGCUUUACCGCGUGGGUUUGCUUUUGAGAUACUUUCCGUGUACUCAGGGCCGCCUAAUAUAGCCUUCAAGUUUAGACACUGGGGAUACUUUGAAGGAAACUUCAAAGGCCAUGCUCCUACUGGAGAAAUGGUUCAGUUCCUCGGCCUAGGAGUUCUAAAGGUUGAUGAACUGCUUAGAGCAGAGGAGAUUGAGAUUUAUUAUGAUCCAGGAGAGCUGUUCGGGGGACUGCUCAAGGGACCACCUAUAUCAGAGACCAAAACCACAGACAGUGGAGACAGCACUGCAGAGAAACAGAGCUGUCCCUUCACACAUUAAGAAAACUUAAGGAACUACGACUGUUGAUUUACUGUAUCAUUGGGCCAUACUGGAAAAAUAAGGAAAGCAGAAGUGUGUAGACUCUUUAUAAAAUAUAUUGUAAUAGUCACUUGGAUGCAUGGAAUAAGUUAUAUAUUAUGUUUUCAAGCGUCAAAA
Molecule: messenger RNA, 1128 nt
Organism: Raphanus sativus (radish)
Lineage: Eukaryota; Viridiplantae; Streptophyta; Magnoliopsida; Brassicales; Brassicaceae
Product: pathogen-related protein-like
Source: RefSeq, a predicted model, not a curated record